This is a messenger RNA of Sipha flava (yellow sugarcane aphid), 2289 nucleotides long. Its product is annotated as hemocyte protein-glutamine gamma-glutamyltransferase-like. Bases 196 to 2289 code for a protein of 697 amino acids. The record is from RefSeq and is a predicted model, not a curated record. Gene Ontology annotation, molecular function: protein-glutamine gamma-glutamyltransferase activity. Gene Ontology annotation, biological process: peptide cross-linking. Lineage: Eukaryota; Metazoa; Arthropoda; Insecta; Hemiptera; Aphididae. The transcript has 14 exons.
CCCGUCGCAUACCGGUCCGACAGUCUUGACCCGUCCGCACGUCUCGCAGUAACGCGCACGUGCACCGCCGACCGUCAUCGCACCACCGCCGCCGCAGUCCGCCGCUGCAGCUGGCCCGACACAAGCAUUCCGCUACGCGUUCGUCCACGGCACCGGUACGUUUACAGAAACAGCGUGGACACACAUUAAUUUAUCAUGGCUCUCACGGUACUUUCAACUCAUUUGUACCCCUUGGAAAACGCGUUGGAACAUCACGCAGACCGUUUCGAGCUGCUUCAAGAUGGAUCGACGGCCAUACUUCGCCGUGGUCAACCGUUUUAUUUGGGAAUAAAAUUUAACAGACCGCUGGACAAAGUUAUGGAUAUCGUCAGAAUUGUUUUUGUGACAGGACCUGCCCCGGCUCCGGCCAAGGGCACGAGCGCCGCACUGAUCAUCAAGGAGAAACCCGAACUCGUCCAAGAUAAAUGGGACGCUCGAUUCAGCAACAUUACCGGGUCUACCAUCACCGUACAGGUGCAAAUACCGCCGUACGCACCCGUCUCCGUGUGGAAGAUAAUCGUGCACACAGCUCGGAAGGGUGCGGCCGGAGUCAAUCAACAUCAAAUUGAAACGCCCGUCUACGUGCUGUUCAACCCCUGGUGUUCGAGUGAUAGCGUUCACAUGAAUGACGAAGACCAGUUGAACGAGUACGUACUCAACGACAACGGCAAGGUGUGGCAAGGCACUUACAAAGAACCCAAAGGAUACCAAUGGUUCUUCGGGCAGUUCGAAGCAGUUGUCCUGCCGUCGAUCAUGAUGUUAUUGGACCGUUCGUCUAUCCCGCACCAGGACAGAGCUGACCCUGUGAAAAUGGCUAGAACCAUUUCGGCUAUCACGAACAAUGUAGAUGACAACGGUUUGAUUGAAGGCAAGUGGGACGGUUCGUUUGAGGACGGAACUAGUCCGUUCGCGUGGAUAGGUAGCACACCGAUUUUUGAAGAGUUUUACAACACACAAUUGCCAGUGAAAUACGGACAAUGUUGGGUGUUUUCCGGAGUGAUUGUGACGAUUUGCAGGGCCCUGGGACUUCCGUGCCGGUCGGUGACCAAUUACAUGUCAGCCCACGACACGAACGCUAGUUUGACCAUCGAUACGUAUAUCGACGUGACGGGCGAAAAGCUCAACAACCAUCCUGGCAGCUACACGAACGACUCGUGUUGGAACUUUCACGUGUGGAACGACGUGUGGAUGGACAGACCCGACCUGGCCCACGGUUACGGAGGAUGGCAGUCCAUUGACGGCACACCGCAGGAGACGAGCGAUAGCAUGUACAGAUGCGGUCCAGCGCCCGUCGAAGCUGUCAGGCGAGGCGAAGUCAACGUUGGGUUCGACACGACUUUUGUUUACACGGAAGUUCGAGCCGACAUGUGCGUUUUCAAAGAAUCCGAAGACGGGUUUUGGGCAAGAGUGAAAACCAUACCAAAUUACGUCGGUAAGCUGAUUGUGACAAAAAAAAUUGGUGAAGAAGUACUGCCCGAAAUCGAGGACAUGGAAGACAUCACCGAGAUCUAUAAAAACCCAUACGACUCGCCGGAAGACAAAAUAGCCGUGAAAAAAGCAAUCAAGGUGGUGCCGAUCGCUCAGGAGAUUUAUGACUUGGAAGAUACGCAGGUCGAGGAUGUCGUUUUCAAAUUGUUCGAUAUCGAAAAGAUCACUCUGGGCGAAAGCUUCAAGAUCGCAAUCAGCGUAUACAACACGUCACCGGAACCGCGGUCCAUUUCCAUCGUGCUGUCCGCGUCAUCGAUACUGUACACCGGCACCACGAUUCACAAGCUGAAAAGAAGCCAAGCUAACAUCGUCUUGAAACCCAAUCAGAAGGAAAACAUCCAUACGUACGUGAAACCAUCGGAGUACAUGAACAAGCUGUCGGCACACAGUCUGAUCAGAAUAACUGCCGUGGCCAACGUCCUGACCACUGAACAGUUGUGGAACCAAGACGACGAUUUCGUAGUGGAAAAACCACAGCUCUCCAUCACGCUUAACUCCCAGCCGCGAUUGAACCAACCGUGCGAAGCAACGUUCUCUUUUACCAACCCACUCUCCGUCACCUUAACCGACUGCACGUUCAGCGUCGAAGGACCAGCCAUUCAUCGAGUGAUCAAAUUCAGAGACGUUUUGCCCGAUGAAAAGAAUGUCACCCACAGAGAAGUGUUUACGCCGGAAAAAAAUGGAUCGCGCACUGUAACAGUAUCUUUCAACUCCGCGCAGAUCAACGACAUCAAAAACACGAUUACUGCCGAAGUGUUAUAA